CUCUUCUCAGUCGCGCUCGCGCCACUCCUACUCCACCGGCACGAACACGAAGGCCGUGCCCGCCCCAUGGCUCGCCUCUGCUUCACCACGCCCAUGCCGCACCUCCGCCGCCGCUACUCCUCCUUCACCUCGCCUCCUUCACGCCGCUGGGACCCCCGACCCGCCUUUGCCGCAGCCACGGAGCGCGUCCGCGCCGGGACGCUCAGCCCUGAAGACGCACACCACCUGUUCGACGAAUUGCUACUGCAGGCCAACCCCGUCCCCGAGCGCUCCCUCAACGGCUUCCUUGCCGCGCUCGCCCGUGCUCCGUCCUCCGCUACUCUCAGAGAUGGACCCUCCCUUGCUCUCGCCCUCUUCAACCGUGUCUGCCGAGAAGAAGCAGGACCGCCGGUGGCGCCGCCCACAGUCCGCACCUACAACAUCCUCAUGGACAGCUGCUGCCGUGCACGCCGCCCGGACCUAGGCCUUGCCUUCUUCGGCCGCUUCCUGAGGGCGGGCCUCAAGGUAAACCUGAUUGUCGCCAGCACCCUACUCAAGUGCCUCUGCCAUGCAAGACGGACAGAUGAGGCUGUCAACAUGCUGCUUCAUAGGAUGUCCGAGUUCGGUUGUGUGCCUGAUGCCAUCUCAUACUCCAUAGUACUUAAGGGCUUAUGUGACAAUAGCAGGAGCCAGCAAGCGCUCGAUCUGCUCCAGAUGGUAAGGAAAGGAGGUGCCUGCUCCCUCAGUGUGGUGGCAUAUAGCAUAAUCAUACAUGGCUUCUUUAAGGAAGGGGAAGUAAGCAAGGCAUGCAAUCUGUUCCAUGAAAUGAUGCAGCAAGGGGUUGUACCAGAUGUGGUCACAUAUAGCUCCAUUAUUGAUGCGCUGUGCAAGGUCAGGGCAAUGGACAAGGCAAAGUUGGUCCUUCAGCAGAUGGUUAAUAAUGGUGUUCGACCAAAUAUGUAUACUUGGAACUCAUUCAUGUACUCCCUGUGCAAGCAUGGAAGAAGCAAAGAAGCUGCAGAAUUUUUUAACUCCAUGACCGCCAAGGGCCUCAAACCUGAUAUUGUCGCGUACUCUACUCUUCUUCACGGGUAUGCUACCGAAGGAUGCCUCACCGAUAUGAUUAAUUUCUUUAAUUCAAUGGAACGCAAUGGUAUUGUAGCCAACUGCAAAGUUUUCACCAUAUUAAUUGAUGGAUAUGCUAAAUGUGGAAUGACAGAUGAAGCUAUGCUCAUCUUUACCAAAAUGCAAGAACAAGGAGUAAGUCCUAAUGUAUUCACCUAUGCAAUUGUAACAGCUGCACUUUGCAGAAUGGGCAGGCUGUCUGAUGCAAUGGAAAAACUAAAUGAGAUGAUUGCAAUGGGCUUACAACCGAACAAGGUUGUUUAUCACUCUCUAAUUCAGGUCUUUUGUACACAUGGUGAUUUGGUGAAAGCAAAGGCCUUGGUUUCUGAAAUGAUGAACAAAGGUAUUCCUCGUCCAAACAUUGUGUUCUUCAACUCAGUAAUAAACAGUCUAUGCAAGGAAGGAAGAGUUACAGAUGCACACGAUAUCUUCGACUUGGCUAUAAACAUUGGUGAGAGGCCUGACGUUAUUACAUUUAAUUCACUGAUUGACGGAUAUUGUUUAGCCGGGAAGAUGGAUAAAGCAUUCGGAGUACUUGAUGCCAUGGUUUCAUCUGGCAUUGAGCCCAAUGUUGUCACAUACAAUACACUUGUUGGUGGCUAUUCUAGAAAUGGAAGGAUUGAUGAUGGGUUGACCCUAUUCAGAGAAAUGAUGCAUAUCAAAAUUAAACCUACAACUGCAACAUAUGGCGCCAUACUUCAUGGGUUGUUUCGUGCUGGCAGAACUUUUUCUGCGAAGAAAAUGUUCAAUGAGAUGAUUGAAAGUGGAACAACAGUGAACAUUUCCAUAUAUGCUAUAAUUCUUGGAGGACUUUGUAGAAACAAUUGCGUUGAUGAAGCAAUCGUCUUGUUCGAGAAAUUAGGUGCAAUGAAUGUGAAGUUGGAUGUUGGAAUAUUCAAUACCAUGAUUAAUGCAAUGUACGCGGUUAAGGGAAGAGAAGAAGCUGAGGAUUUGUUUGCUGCAAUAUCAGCCAAUGGGUUGGUACCUAAUGCUUCUUCUUACGGUGUUAUGAUAACAAAUCUUCUAAGAGAAGGAUUAGUGGAAGAAGCUGACAAUAUGUUUUCAUCAAUGGACAAGAGUGGUUGUGCUCCUAGCUCUCGUCUGUUAAAUAAUAUCAUCAGAAUGUUAUUGGAAAAAGGUGAGAUAUCUAAGGCUGGAAAUUAUAUGUCUAAAGUUGAUGGAAAGAAUAUCUCACUUGAAGCUUCAACUACUUCACUGCUGCUGUCUCUCUUUUCAAGGGAAGGCAAAUAUCGGGAGCAAAUAAAAUUGCUCCCUGCCAAGUAUCAAUUUUUUGAUGGAUCCAGCCAUAGUUGAGUAGUUAAUACAUUGUAUAUGAGCAGAACUCCUCAGAAGGUACAGUUUCAGCCAAGAAGGCAAAUGACACAAUGAGGAUUCUUUUUCUGUAUGAAGAUUCCUCUUCUUUCUUGAGAGGACUGUAUGAGGAUGGUUUGGGGCCACAACAGAGAACCUAGGAAUUGGUAAAGAAGAUUGGAAUGAUAGAUACCUGUGGUUGCUGGUCUACUUUGAAAAUCAAAGGCUAACACUUUUGAGUAUUUUAUUUUUAAGGAAAAUAUGUGUAAGAGAAUAAGUAGAUGGAAGUAGAAAAGUCUCUCUAAAGCAGGAAAGAAAACCUUGGUGAAAGCGGUGGCGCAAGCAAUGUCUGACUUACACCAUGCCAUGUUUUUGAUCUAAUAAAAAGCUUUUGUGAUCAGCUUAGCACUAUGAUAGAAACGUACUGGGGGUGCCAGCAAGAGCAUGAGCAUUAAAUUUUUUGGCUUAGUUGGCGAAAAAUGUCAAGGCUAAAAGGAAGUGGAUGCCUUGGCUUCUGUCUCUCCAGCUCUUCAACUUUACCAUGCUAGCUAGACAAGGAUGGCGGUUACUGCAGGCAACAGAGUUUCCUAUGGGUGUUCCUUUCCAAAACACACAUGUUCUACAUGGAGACUCAACCUAGGGUAUAUGUCGUACAGCUGGCUAAGUAUUCUGAAAGGUUUAAAGCUUCUCAAGAUAGGGAUUAGUUGGACGGUUGGAGAUGGACAAACAGUAAGCAUAUGGCAUGAUUCAUGAUUGCUGAGACAAGACACAAUAUAUUGUGUUGAAAAUCGAAUUUUGCAUGCAUUGGAGCCUUCUAAACUUUCAGAAUAUAUAUGAAGGGUAUAUCAUGGACGCAAGUUACAUACAGUUUUCUUAUGCAAGAACAUAUGCAGAAAUUACAGGACGUGGAGCUCAUCUCAAACGUAUGCACCACAAGUUGUAUUUGAUUUCCAUUCACUGAAAUCAAAGAGGUCAGCUUCUGAACUAAAGCAUAAAGUGGCAACGAGGAGUUGGUUGCUGAUCAACCCCAGCCUGGCACCACCUUACAGGAUGCCUCCUUGACUCCAAUCCCUGCUACAUUUGUGUCUCUUCUUUUUGUCUGCAAGAUUGCCCGGAGCUUCAUACUAUGGCCAGUUUAGAAGGUCACAGGGUGAGGAUGCACAAUAUCUAAUAUUGCAAGUGAGAUUUAUUUGCCAGCUUCCAAAUAGGUCAUAAGAUCCUACUAUACCACUCAAAGAAAGAAUUUAUUCCCAGAUUAAAGGCAGAGUCAAUUACCUCCAGAUAAACCUAGCAAGGCGCAGGAGAAGAAUUGGUCUCCCAGAUAUUUCUGGCAUAACCACAAGGAAUAGGACCUUUUCCUGCCACCUGCUUCAUCUGGACCAAGACAUUCUCUGAAUAAGCUUAUCUAUGAUGGCAAUCAACAGGAAGAUCUUCUCAACAAUCCUCCUGAUGACACUCUUCUCUCCACACUGAAGAAAUUAAGUCGAUAUGUGGUGACUAAACCUCACCAAGGUCGAUGUAGAUUGGCACAGGAUGCUUAAGCUGAAUGAGCAGCUUCUUGUUGGUGUCCUCCAUGGCCACCCUUCACUUGAAUUUCAGAGGAAAAGCAUGUCAGAGAGACAAGAUUUACCAUUGAUUAAAUGUUGUGACCACUAGCUGUCAGGUUGUUUUAGUCCACUUCAGGUAUUUUGGAGACUCACAUCUAACGGAGGAAGCAGAGAGAAGUUUUCCGUACAUUAUGUUAAUUAAGUUUUGUUGAAUCGUAAUAGAGCUUCCAUAUAAUG
Molecule: messenger RNA, 4199 nt
Organism: Triticum aestivum (bread wheat)
Lineage: Eukaryota; Viridiplantae; Streptophyta; Magnoliopsida; Poales; Poaceae
Product: protein Rf1, mitochondrial
Exons: 3
Coding region: 67-2418 (783 amino acids)
Molecular function (GO): protein binding; mRNA binding
Source: RefSeq, a predicted model, not a curated record